CUUGGAUUUCGCAAUACUCUCAUGGGCCCGCUAACAAUGAUAUAUAUCUGGAGGGCAAGUUUCCGCCUUAUGGUAUGCAAUCCCGAUUUCCGGAGAAACGCAUGCAAAAUCUAGCCUCGUCUGCCUUGGAAUAGUUGCCCAGUGAAAGUCGUUGGCAGUCGCCAUUUACAGUACCCACGGAGUGUGCCAAGGAAGACUUGGGGUGUCCAAUCAGUAUGCUGGGACUGAACUUAUUGCGGAUCCUGAUUGCGUUGACAUGGGUCAUUAGUGUCCUGGCACAGCAGGUUGCCAUCUACUCAGGGACAGCCCAGACUGGAACGCAGAUCCUCCUAACAUCAUAUGCGAAUUACUCAAACGCAAACCUUGACACCUUAACAUCCAUCGGUGUCCCAACAAACCUCGCAGCUCUCAUUUUCAACGGUCGAGACCAGUCUGCAGGUGCUGCUUCUGUCUUUUUCGAGAGCGUUUCAGCUAUCGAUGCGAGUAUAUCAGGAUUUUCGGCCACAGAUUGGAAUGCCUUAGUGGUAGACUCAACUUGUAAUCCACAAUGCUCUUCCAAAGGAGUGUGCACGAACAAUGGCUGUGCAUGCUUCGCGAAUUACACAGGGACCCAGUGCACUGAUUGCACUGCAAACAAUUGGGGCUCGGGGUGUAAGCCAUGCCAGUGCAACGCGUAUAGCACCUGUAAUGAUGGAAUCUACGGCAAUGGGACGUGUACCUGUCGAGACGGCUGGACUAGUAGCUCUACUGGUCUUUGCGACAUAUGCGCACCUGGAUACUACGGGACGAAAAACGCUGCUGGUCUGACUCCAACCUGUACAGCUUGUACAAAUUGUGGUAGCCAUGGAUCAUGCAGUACGACCACGGGGAAGUGUACUUGCCCUUGGGGUUACACCACCGGAGCUGAUGGGGUUCCAUGCAGCUCUUGUCGAACCGGAUACUACAGAGAUGUGCGCGGGGAUUGCGUUGCGUGCUGGCACGGAUGUCACGCCUGCCAGGACGGUGAUGGUGCUUGCACAUCAUGUGCACAUCUGGGGUUGGUUCGAAAUGAAACUUUCCCGCAGCAGUGCAUAAAACGCACCGACACCGCGGCGGUCACCGCGGAUUCGCAAUGUAAAUCGAUAUCGUGUCCGGGCUGCGCCUCGGAGAGGUAUUUCUGGAAGGGAACAUACUCGGCAACGUCCAACACGAGCAAACCUGUAACAGCCACGGACUGCACGGCCGGUGUCACCACUAAAUGCCCGGAACUCAGGGACGCCGAAAAGUGCGGACAUUGCCCUUACGCUAAUACUACUCUUGUUCCGGGAAGCCAAAGUGGCGUCCCUACGAGCCAGCUUUGCACUACACAAGACCCUACAACGGGAGCUUGCUUCAACUACAAUGGCUUAUCACCCUGGAACGUGGGCUACGGGGUCUAUACAGACUGGCCCGCGGGCCCACUAACCGUUUGGAUGGCGGAGAAGAACUAUUGUGAUGCAUGUCGAGUGAACUGCGUGCGCUGCGCUAAUCGAUAUGCAAAUAUAUCGCUCGCACGACAGACUACCUACUAUAACGCUACUACCUGGUCUUUGACAUCGCAGAGGGAAAACUUGCAAUGCACACAGUGCCUUCCGGGGUAUAACAUUGUCGAUGGCAAUUGUGUUUACUCUCCCUGUCCGUCUGGACAACUUGAUGACGGAUCCGGGACUUGCAUCGCAUGCCAUUCCGCUUGUGGAACAUGUUCUGGACCAACUUACCGGAAUUGUACAUCUUGCGCAAACGGCGCGACAUUGACGAAUGGGGAAUGUAACCUUCCAUUAUCGUGCCCAAGUGGGCAAUACCCCGAUUCUACAAAUACGAAAUGUAUUGGCUGCUUCCCUGAUUGCGCUCAAUGCAGCGGGCCGGCAAUAAACCAAUGCACUGCAUGCUCGGCGCCUUUCGCUCUGUCAGGCGGUCAAUGCGUUCUCGCUUGCCCUAAAGGACAGUAUGCAGCAGCGGAUAGAACCUGUACAGCCUGCGAUACCUCUUGCUCGAUGUGCAAUGCAAUCAACGCCUGCUUCACGUGCGCAAAUGGAUAUCAGCUAUGGCACAAUCAAUGCCUGGCAAAUUGCGUCACGCCGAAAACGUUCAAUACAGCUACCGGUCACUGUGACUGUCCAUCGGAUAAAACCGAGGACGGCAGCGGUACUUGCGUGUGCCCUUUUGGCACACAACUUGAUCCCGGUGGCAGCGGGACCUGCGUAUGCCAAGCGGAUAAGAUUCCGUCAACCGUCAACAACACAUGUGUCUGUGCUACGGGAAAAGGGUUAGACUCCAGUAACGUCUGCGUUUGCCCCGCCGACAAAAUAGAGGACAGCACUGGACAUUGCGUAUGCCCAUUUGGCACACAACUUGACCCCGGUGGCAGCGGGACCUGUGUAUGCCAAGCGGAUAAGGUUCCAUCAACCGUCAACAACACAUGUGUCUGUGCUACGGGAAAAGGGUUAGACUCCAGUAAUGUCUGCGUUUGCCCCGCCGACAAAAUAGAGGACAGCACUGGACAUUGUGUAUGCCCGUCUGGCACACAGCUUGACCCUGGUGGCAGCGGGACCUGCGUAUGCCAAGCGGAUAAGAUUCCUUCAACCGUCAACAACACAUGUGUCUGUGCGACGGGGAAGGGGUUAAACUCCAGUAACAUCUGCGUUUGCCCUGCCGACAAAAUAGAGGACAGCACUGGACAUUGUGUAUGCCUGUCUGGCACACAGCUUGACCCUGGUGGCAGCGCGACCUGCGUAUGCCAAGCGGAUAAGAUUCCUUCAACCAUCAACAACACAUGUGUCUGUGCGACGGGGAAGGGGUUAAACUCCAGUAACAUCUGCGUUUGCCCUGCCGACAAAAUAGAGGACAGCACUGGACAUUGCGUAUGCCCGUUUGGCACGAUGACGGACCCUUCCGGUAGCGGGAGCUGUGUAUGUCAGGCAGAUAAAGUUCCAUCAACUGCCGAUAACACCUGCGUUUGCCCCACUGGGAAGUUACUGGAUUCUAGCAAUGUCUGUGUAUGCCCUGCGGACAAAACGGCGGAUGCUAGCGGUAACUGUGUCUGCCCACUUGGCACGAGAGUCGAUCCUUUGGGGAGUGGGACAUGCGUUUGCGAGAGCGACAAAAUCCCCGCGAGCGGCGGCAACACCUGCGUUUGCCCCACUGGGAAAUUACUGGAUGCUAGCAAUGUCUGUGUAUGCCCUGCGGACAAAAUGGCGGAUGCUAGCGGUAACUGUGUCUGCCCAGUCGGCACGAGAGUCGAUCCUUUGGGGAGUGGGACAUGCGUUUGCGAGAGCGACAAAAUCCCCGCGAGCGGCGGCAACACUUGCGUAUGUCCCAAUGGAAAAUCACUCGACGGUAAUAACCACUGCGUUUGUCCUGCCGACAAAACCGAAGAUAUCAAUGGCAACUGCGUAUGUCCUCUGGGACGAAGGCUAGAUUCUUCGAGUGGCAACUGUGUGUGCCAGGCGGACAAGCUCCCUUCCCCAACGAACAACACAUGUAUAUGCCCCACCGGACAAAUUCUAGAUGCAACGGGGACCUGCGUAUGUCCGAAUGACAAGACGCAAGACAGUGGUGGCCAAUGUGUAUGCCCAACGGGCACGCAACUCGAUUCUUCAGGCACCUGCGUCUGUCAAACCGAUAAAGUUCCUUCCGGUGCCGACAACACCUGCGUGUGCCCAACGGGAAAAUUGUUGAGUGGAGCAGGAUUAUGUAUUUGUCCCUCCGACAAAGUUCAGGACAAUACGGGAGCGUGCGUCUGUCCUUCAGGAACGCAACUUGAUCCCGGUGGAAGUGGACAUUGUGUCUGCCAAUCUGACAAGGUCCCAUCUUCAUCCGACAACACCUGUGUGUGCCCCUUCGGUAUGGCUUUGCAAUCGAAUGGGGCUUGCAUUUGUCAAUCAGACAAGGUCCCGUCAAAUUCUUGUGUCCAGCAACAACACGUGUGUGUGUCCGUCUGGCACACAUCUGAAUGCUUCUGGAACUUGCGUUUGUGAUUCCGACAAAGUGCAGUCAGGUUCCAGUAACGCAUGCGCUUGUC
This is a messenger RNA of Fimicolochytrium jonesii, 4039 nucleotides long. RefSeq lists its product as uncharacterized. The coding region runs from base 216 to 3995 and encodes 1259 amino acids. The record is from RefSeq and is a predicted model, not a curated record. NCBI's taxonomy places the organism in Eukaryota, Fungi, Chytridiomycota, Chytridiomycetes, Spizellomycetales, Powellomycetaceae. The transcript has 11 exons.